Messenger RNA from Sardina pilchardus (European sardine), 1887 nucleotides. It is a transcript of the gene isl2a, whose product is annotated as ISL LIM homeobox 2a. The coding region runs from base 27 to 1106 and encodes 359 amino acids. The transcript is spliced from 6 exons. Gene Ontology annotation, molecular function: DNA-binding transcription factor activity, RNA polymerase II-specific; cis-regulatory region sequence-specific DNA binding. Gene Ontology annotation, cellular component: nucleus. Lineage: Eukaryota; Metazoa; Chordata; Actinopteri; Clupeiformes; Clupeidae. Gene Ontology annotation, biological process: positive regulation of transcription by RNA polymerase II; neuron fate specification; axonogenesis. The record is from RefSeq and is a predicted model, not a curated record.
AUCGCCCUCUGCGCUAUCCCUCCUGUAUGGUGGACAUUCUUCUCCAUUCUUCUUUCUUGGGUGAUAUGGGGGAUCAUUCCAAAAAGAAGUCCGGAAUCGCAAUGUGUGUCGGCUGUGGAAGUCAGAUCCAUGACCAGUACAUCCUAAGAGUCUCCCCAGACCUCGAGUGGCAUGCAGCCUGCUUGAAGUGCGCGGAAUGCAGCCAGUACCUGGAUGAGACAUGCACUUGCUUCGUUCGAGAUGGCAAGACCUACUGCAAACGAGAUUACGUAAGGUUGUUCGGGAUUAAGUGCGCAAAAUGCAACAUCGGCUUUUGCAGCAGCGAUCUCGUCAUGAGAGCUCGGGACAAUGUUUAUCACAUGGAGUGUUUCAGAUGCUCCGUGUGCAGUAGACACCUCCUCCCCGGAGAUGAGUUCUCUUUGCGAGACGAGGAACUGCUGUGCCGGGCCGAUCAUGGCUUACUGAUGGAGCGCAGCUCAGCAGGAAGUCCCAUCAGCCCCGGAAAUAUUCACUCUAGCAGAUCCAUUCACUUGACAGAGCCUGUGCCGGUAAGGCAGCCCACACACCGGAACCACGUUCACAAACAGUCAGAAAAAACCACUCGGGUACGGACAGUGCUGAACGAGAAACAGCUCCACACUCUCCGGACCUGCUACAAUGCAAAUCCUCGACCGGACGCUUUAAUGAAAGAACAGUUAGUGGAGAUGACCGGAUUGAGCCCACGGGUAAUACGAGUGUGGUUCCAAAACAAACGUUGUAAAGACAAGAAGAGGGCGAAUCUCAUGAAGCAACUUCAACAGCAGCAUCACAGUGAUAAAACUAAUCUGCAGGGCCUAACAGGUACGCCUCUGGUAGCUGGCAGUCCGAUCAGACAUGACAACACUGUCCAAGGGAAUCCAGUCGAAGUACAAACGUAUCAGCCACCGUGGAAAGCCUUAAGUGAAUUUGCCUUACAAAGUGACCUGGAUCAGCCUGCUUUCCAACAACUGGUGUCAUUUUCAGAGUCAGGUUCCCUGGGCAAUUCGUCAGGCAGCGAUGUGACUUCACUGUCGUCGCAGUUACCGGACACUCCGAACAGCAUGGUCCCGAGUCCAGUGGAGACGUGAGAUCGGGCCCUCACCGAUGGCUCCCGUCCCAGCAUGCUCCCGCGCGCCCUGCAUGAGAACAGAUGACCUCACAACCUCGAAAAAGAAAAAGGAUUAAUUAAAAUGACACCUACACGAUGGAUCUUAAUGUGAAGAUACAGUUUGCCAAAACUAGGAGAGACUUGCCCGGGCGAAUUCGAGUUUCCUUACCUCUGGCAUCACAUCUGAUAUAAUUUCCAUGGAUCCAUCAAAACCAGAAGAUACCCCGAGGAAUACAAACAAACGAUUUUGAUUUGGGUUAUGAACCAGACUCCACUUCUUUUAGUCUGUUUUAACAGUAUUCAGUAAUGGCCAUCAUUGUAUAGAUUUAUCAACACGCGAAUGAUUUUCCUAGUUCGUUGAGGCAGCAGAGACACAUAUUUGUCCAUUGCGCAUGAUCUCCGCAGAUGGUGUAAAACUGACUCUUGUAAAAUAUUUUAUCUUAUCGGAUGGAAGACUGAUUGUUUGAACUUCUCAAGAAAAAAAGUAAGUUAUUGUUAUUUAUUGUCGGGACGUCCGUCCAUACCAGAAUUAAGAAUUGAACUUAAUAAACUAUGUUAAGUGCUGUUUAUGUCUGAAGAGCUGUACAUGACAAAAAUAUGGACAUCUAUAUUCAGAAGAUAUGUCACUCAUUUAUAUGGACAAACUCUCUUUACAUCCUCAUCACUUUACUGACAGACAAAAAGACUGUUAAUUAACUCCCACAUUUGCGUAAACAAUAUGCCAAAUGCCUGGCAAAUAGAAGGAGUGGUGAAAUAGAAUU